Molecule: messenger RNA, 774 nt
Organism: Chanos chanos (milkfish)
Lineage: Eukaryota; Metazoa; Chordata; Actinopteri; Gonorynchiformes; Chanidae
Gene: olig3
Product: oligodendrocyte transcription factor 3
Exons: 1
Coding region: 1-774 (257 amino acids)
Biological process (GO): sensory organ development; positive regulation of transcription by RNA polymerase II; axon development
Cellular component (GO): nucleus
Molecular function (GO): DNA-binding transcription factor activity, RNA polymerase II-specific; E-box binding; protein dimerization activity
Source: RefSeq, a predicted model, not a curated record
AUGAAUUCUGACUCCAGCUCGAGCAGAGCUUCUUCGCCAGAUAUGGAUGGGAUGUACCUCCGCGACCACCACAUACAAGACGGGCGACUCAACUCCGUGUCCUCGACACAGAACGAACUCAUCCAGAAAAUGACUAGCGAGCACCUGUCCAGGAGUGGGGAUAAAGCGCCGGGCGGCAGCAAGUACAAACUCAAGAAACAGGUCACCGAGGAAGAGAUCCAGCAGUUGAGACUGAAAAUCAACGGCAGGGAACGAAAGCGGAUGCACGAUUUGAACUUAGCAAUGGACGGCCUCCGAGAGGUUAUGCCAUAUGCGCAUGGUCCUUCAGUAAGAAAGCUGUCAAAGAUUGCUACUCUGCUUCUCGCCAGAAACUACAUCCUGAUGCUGACGAGCUCCCUUGACGAGAUGAAGAGACUAGUAGGGGAGAUUUACGGUGGCCAUCACUCCGCUUUUCACUGUGGGACAGUCAACCAUACCGGUGGCCACUCGGCUAAUCCAACACAUCAGGUGCACCCGCUACUCGGAAGCGCGCUAUCUUCGUCUACGUCCUCCACGCUGUCCACUACCUUAACCGGACUUACUUCAAUCAGGGCGCCUCACUCCUUGAUUAAGACGGCUCCUACACCUCCACUACAGCUCGGCAGCGGUUUCCAGCACUGGGCAGGCUUGCCAUGCCCUUGUACGAUUUGCCAGGUGCCCCCUCCUCCCCAUAUCCCAAUUACUUCAACUGGACUGACGAGACUUUCUAGCGAAAACAAAGACGUGAUGAAGUGA